Messenger RNA from Olea europaea var. sylvestris, 2046 nucleotides. Its product is annotated as patatin-like protein 6. The coding region runs from base 229 to 1647 and encodes 472 amino acids. The record is from RefSeq and is a predicted model, not a curated record. The transcript has 3 exons. Gene Ontology annotation, biological process: lipid metabolic process. Lineage: Eukaryota; Viridiplantae; Streptophyta; Magnoliopsida; Lamiales; Oleaceae.
CCAAAACAAAAACAGACAUGCUCUGCCAACUCUGGUUGUUGCCUCCGCAUUCGUCAAGUACUUUGUCUUCUCACAUUUCUUCAUUCCGAAGCUUUUUCUUUCAACAGGCGCUAAAUUGAAAUUCAUUCCCUUCCCUUAAACACAGAGAGAAAGAGUAGUUAUUUUAAUUUUCGGAGAGAAACGGAUUUGAGACGCCAUGAAAGGUUAAUAACUUGAGAUUUCUGAGAAAUGGCGUUUGUUAACAACGAAAAUCAUCUGGAAAUGCAAGAACCCAGUAUUGAUACAGACAAACUGAGCUACGAGAUUUUUUCAAUAUUGGAGAGCAAGUUUUUGUUUGGUUACGAUGACCAGAAACUUUGGAUUCCUAAACAAAUUGUUCCCGCCAUUGAACAGCCCAAAAAUGACGUCGUUUUCACAGCCGAGGACGGCGUUCAAGCGGUCAAGAAUCAGAGAGGAAAAAUCUGCAUUUUGAGUAUUGAUGGUGGUGGAAUGAGAAGCAUCAUAUCGGGGAAAACGUUGGCAUAUUUGGAAACUGCUUUAAAGAAUAAGUCUGGAAAUCCAGACGCUAGAAUCGCCGAUUACUUUGAUGUUGCCACCGGUACCGGCGUCGGUGGAAUCUUCACGGCGAUGCUCUUUGCUACCAACGAUCGGAAUCGACCGGUUUUCCACGCCGAUGAAACGUGGAAAUUCCUCGCUGCGGAGGGCAAAAAAUUCUAUCGCUCCGCAAAAUCAAAUCAUUUUAAGGCUAAUUUCUUCAAGCGAGCCUUUAAUAAAAAAACCGGCGAUGAUAACGCCGCCACCGGUUCAUCCACCGCCGGUUUAGAGAAGGCGAUGAAGGCGGCUUUCAAAGAUGCAAAAACUGGCCGGAGUUUAACGCUGAAGGACACUUUAAAACCGGUUCUAAUUCCGUGCUACGAUCUUUCCAGUACGGCGCCGUUUUUGUUUUCACGAGCCGACGCUCUGGAAUCAGAUGGCUACGAUUUUAAGCUUUGGGAAGUUUGUCUAGCCACGUCAGCAGAACCGGGCGUGUUCGACCCAGUUUGCAUGGAGUCGGUUGACGGGUCGACCAGGUGUGUGGCGGUGGACGGCGGUUUGGCGAUGAACAAUCCGACGGCGGCGGCUAUUACGCACGUACUGCAUAACAAACAAGAGUUUCCGUUUGUGAGAGGGGUCGAGGACAUUUUGGUACUUUCACUAGGGUCUGGAGGGCAGUUAUUGGAAGGGAGCUUUGACUACGAGCAAGUGAAGAAAUGGAAAGCCAAGGAUUGGGCUCGGCCCUUGGCUCGAAUUUCGGGCGAUGGUUCGUCCGAGCUGGUUGACCACGCCGUGGCUAUGGCAUUUGGCCAGAGCCGGAGUGAUAAUUAUGUUCGAAUCCAGGCAAAUGGAUCGAGUUUUGGCCGCUGUGGGGCAAAUGUGGACACAGAUCCGAGUCCUAGCAAUGUGAAAAUGCUCAUUGGAAUAGCAGAUGAAAUGCUCAAACAGAAGAAUGUAGAAUCCGUUCUCUUUAGUGGCAAGAAGAUCGGGGAGCAGAGCAAUUUUGAGAAACUUGACUUGUUUGCUGAACAACUUGUGCUCGAGCAACAGAGGAGGAGUUGCCGAAUAGCUCCCACUGUUGCAUUCAAGCAACAUCCCUCGAGAUCUUCUUAAACGACUCCCGAUAGCAAUAAAACAGGGGGAAAAAACAAUGUAAAUCAUGCAAGAAGGUGGACAAAAAAAAUUAAAAUAGGAUUGGCUGAAGAAAGGCAUGUCAGCAGGUUUUACUACUAUGAGAAAAAACAGAAGAUAAGAGAAAAAGUGCUGGGCGUGGGACUUGAGUGAAAAGGACUAUCAACUGUAAAAAAAAAAAAAGGUGUAUCUUUGUGGGAUUCCUUGCCUGCCAAUGGCCAGGCAUGGUGGUAGCCACCACUUUAUCAAGGACAAAGAAACUUAAUCAUGUAUAACAUUUCUUGAUUUCAAAUUAAAAUUUGGUUAUGGGAGACCCUUUUUUCUCCUUAAUGUUUUGAAUUAAUGCCGGAUGCUAUAGUUUUUAAAGAUGUGAUUGUUGUA